AUGUCCGCCACGCUCCCCUCCUCCACCCAGCCCGUCGUCUCAUCGCAGGAGGUGAUCGGCCAUACCCCCCUGCCUGGCAGCACCAGCGUCCGUGCGGCCUUCAUCCACGUGGUGGGUGACCUGCUGCAGAGCGUCGGGGUCCUCGUGGCUGCCACCAUCAUCUACUUCAAGCCCCAGUACAAGAUCGCAGACCCCAUCAGCACCCUCUUCUUCUCGGUCUUCGUCCUCGGCUCCACCUUCACCAUCCUCAGGGACGUCUUCAGAGUCCUCAUGGAAGGGACGCCGCGGGGCCUCGAGUUUGAUGCAGUGAAGGAGGUGCUGCUGGGGGUGAGCGGGGUGAAGGGCGCCCACGACCUGCACCUCUGGGCCCUGACACCGAGUCACCAUGCGGUGUCGGCGCACGUGGCUGUCGACGCCAGUGUCGACCCCGAGACGGUGCUGCGGGAAGCCAGCACCCAGCUGCAGAGCAAGUUCGGCUUCGCCUCGUGCACGGUGCAGGUGGAGCGGUACCGGGAGGAGAUGGCAGCCUGCCAGCACUGCCUGGACCCCCGUGCCUGA
This is a messenger RNA of Nipponia nippon (crested ibis), 558 nucleotides long. The record is from RefSeq and is a predicted model, not a curated record. Lineage: Eukaryota; Metazoa; Chordata; Aves; Pelecaniformes; Threskiornithidae.